Messenger RNA from Lineus longissimus, 1624 nucleotides. RefSeq lists its product as uncharacterized. The coding region runs from base 113 to 1624 and encodes 503 amino acids. The record is from RefSeq and is a predicted model, not a curated record. The transcript has a single exon. Lineage: Eukaryota; Metazoa; Nemertea; Pilidiophora; Heteronemertea; Lineidae.
UCCAGAAUUCAUCAGGUCAGCGGAAAAACUUCGUUCCGGUCUCACCGAAACGAGUUGUCUUUUUCCUCUGACCCCAUCCUCAUCUUUUCUUCCGCUGCAUUUCAAACUGAUCAUGUCGUCGGAGGAAAGCUCGGAAAAUAUGCAAAAAUCCACACAUUGGGCCGUCGUGCCCGGUACUUCAGGUAUAAAUCUUGAAGAUAAGGUGGAAAAGGGCGGCAUCUGCCCGGUUUAUUCUGCAAAAAGUGCUCUAACUGAGUACAAAAUCCCGAAAACUAAAACGCGGGAGGACAAGCCUGCAAAAAAUGCAAAUCAUGGCGGGCGUGAUGCUGAUGAUGUACGUAAUGUACACAGCGCACAGGACACUGAUUCGUCCGGAGAGGUCCGUGGGUUCAGUGAUGAACUCAGCGGUCUAACGGACGGGGAAUGUGAUGAUUCAAUGUUUCGGGGCCUAGAUGACCCAUCAGAUGGCCAUGAGGCCAUGGAUACAGCUGGUUAUGUCAGCCAGACUCUGGACCAAGUGCACAUGCCUAGUAGGUCAAGGUCAGAUUCCUACUCUGGGAGUGAGGACAGGUCACCACCAUCAUCAUCUUCAGAUGAUCAUGGUGAUUCCUCAGAGUCCAGCUCUGACCAUGAUGCUAGGUCUAGACCCAAAAAGAGAAGGCGGCAUAGCCACCGCCAUCAUCGUGGCAGUCGCGACCGUGCGAGAUCAAGGUCCGGGUCAAGGUCCAAGUCUCGACGCAAACGGUUGGACAAAAAGGGGAGUUUUAAGCGCUUCGACCCUUGUGAGGACACUAAGAAAACUGAAUGGUCUCUAUCAGAAGACCAAGAAUCAUUCUUGGAAACCCACUUCACGACCUUACACAAAGACGAGGUACUCAAGGAAAAUGUACUCAAAACCACACCUGUCCCCACGAACCAGAUCCUGAAGGUUCCAAAACUGGAAGAACAGAUGCUUGAACUGCUGCCCUUCAAAAUAAGGGAUUCUGUACAGCACGCUGAUGCUUCCCUGGCCAAAGUCAUGCUACGUGUCACCCAAGUGAUGGGACCACUUGGCAAGGCUUGGCGUAGGAUCGAAAAGGCUCGGAAGCACCCAGACAAACCAAUGGGGGUCAAUGAGCUAAUGGAGCUCCUAGAGAAAGGUUUUCUUUUGCUUCGGCAGGCAUUCGUCUGGGGGAACUACGUGCGUCGCACGCAGUUCUUGACCAGAUUUUUGACAAGCCACAAAAGGGCAGCCCACAUCGUCAAAGAAAAUGGGGAGCUGUUGUCUAAAAACCGAUCAAAAUUAUUUGGGAAGAAAUUCUUUGAGAAACUUCACACAAAGGCCAAGGGCACCAAAAAAGCCAAAGAAAUUCGCCUGGGUUUGAAUAGUGUUAGUGGGUUCAAACGGGGAAGAAGUAACAACAGGCCCUUUCAGAACGGACCCUCGUCCUCACGUACAGAUGGCGGGGAUCAGAGGAACACCGAUUACCAGUACAAGGCCAGAGGCACCGCUACAUCAUCAGGCAAUGCCAGAAGAGGUCGUGGCAGAGGAACCAAGACAAGAGGCCAAAAAAGGUACGUCACAAUCAAAGUCAGUAGCCUCAUUGGCGCCAAGCCAGCCACCACUUUCAGGGCAAUUCGAUAA